AUGGGAAUUUGUAGUGAAACGUUAAAAACGUUAGGAUUUACAAAAGAGAAUCAAGCCAAGAGGGCACGUACACGAUCGAGUUCAUUACAGUCAAUGUUAACAACGACGAGUAAUGAAUCGAGAAGCAGUUGUAGUAGUAAUGAAGAAAACGGUAAGAAAAGUCAUAAAUUAGUUAAAUUGAAGAAUUUGAAAAAUGGUGGUACUACUGUUAAAAAUGACCCAGGGGAAUAUGAAUACUAUUACGAACCAUUGGAGAUUUUUACCAAUCCGUUUAAUACAAAAUGCGUCAGUUCCGACAAGGGUUAUAGUGUUGAGUUAAAAGUGGAUACACCACCGGACAAAGUUGUUUUAUUACCAGAUCUACCGACUCAGUACAGUGAAGUUACAUCAACAAGGCAUUCCAACAGUAGUAGUACAACACAUCUAUUUGAAAAUUCAUCGACGAGCUCAGUACCGAAUGUCAGAAUAGCAUCACAAUCACUUACAAACGGUGGGGUUACGGUAUCGGGGACAAUUGUAGUUAAAUCGUUAAAUUCACAAAUUCCACAACGGUUAAGACAUCAGAGUGUUGCAUUGAAAUGCUUUGUGGAAGAAUACGCCUGUUUUGUCGAUAGUAAUAAUCCCGGUAGUAAUAAUAAGACAAAACAGAUUAAGCUAUUGAACAAGAAAAACGAUGCUGAUAUUACCCAUUUUUUGCCAUCUGAAGAAGUAAGGUUGGAUUUAACAGAUAUGGUCGAUCCAGAAUCCGUUGACGGCAACCGCUGGUUGCAACCACAUCAUACCUAUGAACUGCCGUUUACUUUUACUAUAAAACCUUAUGAAUUCCCAGCAAGUGUACGUACGUAUUUUGGUAGUACCCACUAUAGAAUUGAAAGUUUAACACAAGUGGGUAACGAUGAGAUCGAUACUUCAUUUUUAACUGAUCAAAUUAUAUUGAAAAGAGUCUUACCGACGACGAGUAACGUGAAAUAUGAAAGUGUGCAGAUGCAAGGUGACUGGAAUAAUGAAGUCAAUUAUGACGUUUCACUGAGUAAUAAAAUGAUUGAAAUGGGGAGUCCAUUCGAUGUUCAAAUUGGGUUAUUGAGAGCUAUUUCAUCUCAAAUUCGGUUAGAAACGAUUUCGAUUUCUGUGUCACAAACGGUUGCUAUUCCCUGCAUGAAUUCGAAGACUGGGAAACCCUUACCGACAUCCUACCUCAAGAAGAAUGAUAUCGAGAUUUACAGGAAAGAGAUGCAAGGUGCCUCGACAUCAAAUAAUGCAAGUUCGAAUACUAAGAUGGGAGGUGUGCUAGGCCAGACCAAAUUAAAUUGUGUCCGCCGCAGCAGUAGCGGUAGUAAUGGUGCCAGAGCUAGUUUAAGGGAUGACGUUUUGCAAACUCAUCAGCUAAAAGAUCUCGUUUUGAACGAAGGCGCGGCUCCAUGGUUAAGGCCAUUUUACUGUGAAUUGAGUAAUACGUGUGAUGGUAGAAGUAGGUUAAAGAUCACACACGUGAUUAAUGUCAGACUGAAGAUCUCCAAUGCAGGCUUAGACAAACAAGGUUUGUUCGAUACACAUCCCACCCACUUGACGUUCAAAAUACCAGUCUUACUAGUUGAUCAUGACAUGACUAUGAAUCUGUGGCUCCCACCGUAUGUGGAGGAAAUUGGUAGGCAGGAGCCUGAUAAGUCCGACACCCAGCACGAUAAAGGAAGUCCAUCGGCAUUAGUAGCAGCAGAUCCGUCACCUCCUGAGUAUUCUUCCGUUAUGUGA
Messenger RNA from Zygosaccharomyces rouxii, 1749 nucleotides. It is a transcript of the gene SPO23, whose product is annotated as Spo23p. The transcript has a single exon. Lineage: Eukaryota; Fungi; Ascomycota; Saccharomycetes; Saccharomycetales; Saccharomycetaceae. The record is from RefSeq and is a predicted model, not a curated record. Bases 1 to 1749 code for a protein of 582 amino acids.